Molecule: messenger RNA, 1236 nt
Organism: Aspergillus puulaauensis
Lineage: Eukaryota; Fungi; Ascomycota; Eurotiomycetes; Eurotiales; Aspergillaceae
Gene: nscC
Product: FAD-dependent monooxygenase nscC
Exons: 1
Coding region: 1-1236 (411 amino acids)
Source: RefSeq, a predicted model, not a curated record
AUGCCACUUCCCCAUCCCAUUCUCAUCAUCGGCGCCGGGCUCUCAGGCCUCACAGCUGCCCGCCUCCUUACCAAUGCUGGGAUCCCCUGCAUCGUCUUCGAGGCCUCCCCUCCCUCCCGCAGCCAGGGAUAUGCUAUCUCUCUCCGCGACUGGGGCUUCAAUUCCCUCCUCGCAGCGCUGGGAAACCUGCCACUGUCCAGUUUAACAAAAGCCGUAGCCCCAGACCGACACAUCGGCGGCUGGGGCUGGCUCGACCAAUCCUGGCGAAAUAACCAAACGGGCUCAAUCAUCCUCAUGCCGCCGCGCGAACCGAAAGAGAAGCCGACGAUCCUGCGCGCGAACCGAAAUGCAGUCCGGACUUGGAUCGCAGACUGCGGCGAGGAAGAACUAGACGUUCGAUACGGCCACCAACUUACAAACGUCACUCUCCCAAAGAGCGACGAUGAUGAUAUUGUUGUCGAAUUUUCAAACGGCGCACAAUACCACGGCUGCCUCCUCAUCGCCGCCGACGGCGUACACUCCACCGUCCGCUCUUUGAUAUUGCCAUCCGUAACGCCCGAAAUCGUGCCUGUGCUCGUCUACCACGGGGACUUCAAGCUCAGCCGCGACGAGUACGAGCGCAUAAUCCGGCCACAUAGCGGGGAGUCCACGAUCGUAGCGGGCGUUGGCGACGGCUUCAACACGCCGCUAACAGUAUGCAAUAUCACGAGCACAACGGUGCACAUGGACUGGACGUACUCACGGCCUAGUAUCACGGACAACGACCCGCUGUACAACCCGAACAUCACGUCCGAGGAGGCGAAGGUUAUCCCCGAGGCGCUGGUUGAGGAGAUCAAUGAGAGGAAGCUGGGAGAGCCGUGGUCGCUUUUCUUGAAUGGGGAGGCGAUGAGGGGCCAUCGGGUGUUCAACUGGUUGACGAGGUGUGUGACGAUGGAGAGGGGGGAUGUGGACUCUGUUGCGAAGAAAGGGGUUGUCUUCGUGGGGGAUUCGUGGCAUGCGAUGCCUAUUUUUGGCGGGGAGGGAGGGAACCAUGCGAUUGUUGACGGGAUUGAGUUGGCGAGGGUUUUGGAGGGGGCAGGAGGAGUGGAUGCACGAGGGGCGAUUGGGGCUUAUUACGAUAAGGCUUGGAGACGGUGUCAAGAUGCUGUGAGGAGGUCGAAACAGAGGUUUUAUCAGCUUCAUCGUCCGAUCAGCGAGUGGGAGGAAAUCGCGGAGAAGCAGAAGCGGGUCAGUUAG